Molecule: messenger RNA, 3875 nt
Organism: Lytechinus variegatus (green sea urchin)
Lineage: Eukaryota; Metazoa; Echinodermata; Echinoidea; Temnopleuroida; Toxopneustidae
Product: MYG1 exonuclease-like
Exons: 8
Coding region: 292-1449 (385 amino acids)
Cellular component (GO): cytoplasm; nucleus
Source: RefSeq, a predicted model, not a curated record
AUGACGACUGUUGUCACAAAACAUAUUGGAUUAUUGCUGAACUUUAAAAUUUAAUCACUUUGGUGUUUGUUGUCCGAUUUGUAAGGAAUUUUCGGCAUUUUGCUCAGUGAAUUCUACUCUAUAAAGCUAUACAUACUUUCAGCCCGGACCAUCCCUUCAAUUCUAUGAUUCAUCGUUUCAUUGCGCGCUCUAUUUAGAGUGUCCGGUCUCGAUCCCGCGCACGGCGGCCCCUGGCCGGCCGGCCCGGCGCCCUUGAUAUCUUUGUCUAGGCCUACCACGUUCCGGAACGUUAUGGUGUCGUGCAGACUUCCAUUUAUUGGUAUUUUUCGGCUCCAUUUGGUUGAUCGUCAGAGAAUUUCGAUACGACACCAACUUAGCAAAUUUCUCCUAAGGAACUGUGAUAGCGGUCAAAGCAUAAUGACGGAUUGUAAACGUAGCUGUGUGAGAAUAGGAACACACAAUGGAACUUUUCACUGUGAUGAGUCUUUAGCUUGCUUCAUGCUUCAACAGCUUCAUCAAUACAAAGAUUCAGAAAUAAUUCGUACUAGAGAUCCUGCUCUCCUCGAAACCUGUGACAUCGUAGUUGACGUUGGUGGAGUGUAUGAUCCAUCUCGACAUCGUUAUGAUCAUCAUCAGAGAUCGUUCUCAGACACCAUGAAUUCAUUGAAUCCUGAAUUGCCAUGGACUAUUAAACUGAGCAGUGCUGGUUUGGUUUACUAUCACUUUGGUAAGCAGGUUAUCUCAACGACCCUUGACCUUUCACCUGAUGAUCCUGAUGUGACCUCUAUUUAUAACAAAGUCUAUGAGAACUUUCUUCAAGAGGUAGAUGCCAUUGACAAUGGUAUAAAUCAAACAGAUGAGAAACCAAGGUAUGCUGUAACAACCAAUCUGAGUUCUAGAGUGGCACAUCUUAAUCCCUCAUGGAAUGAUACACAACAAGACUUUGAGAAGACCUUUUGUUUUCUUCAGAGUGGUUUUCUAAAGGCAGUAGCAUUGACAGGUGAGGAGUUUCUUGAUAGAAUCAAUUAUUAUGCCAAGGUAUGGCUACCAGCUAGAAGCGUCGUCAAGACAGCACUUCAAGAUAGAUUCAAUGUUGAUGCAUGUGGUGAGAUCAUCACCUUCCCACAAGGAGGCUGUCCAUGGAAAGAACAUUUAUUUGAAUUAGAACAGGUCUUAGAAUUAGACCUACCAAUCAAAUAUGUCCUCUACCCAGACAGCAAUGGUGCAUGGAGAAUACAGUGUGUACCCAUAAACAAACAUUCCUUUGAAAAUAGACUAUCUCUUCCUGAAAAGUGGCGUGGUAUCCGUGAUGAAGCACUGAGUGAGAUUACAGGUAUCUAUGGAUGCAUCUUUGUCCAUGCAGGAGGCUUUAUUGGUGGCAACAAGUCAAAAGAGGGAGCCCUUCAAAUGGCUAGGAAAUCACUACAAUUAGGCCAAGAAAUGGACUGAAAAUUGUUCUACCUGCUUCUCAUUGCUGUUAAUAUGCUUCCAGGGGGCCGUUUCUUAAAGAUGUUCAUAAGUUAAGAGCGACUUUAAGAACGACUGGUGAACCUUUAUUCUGCGUUAAACAAUUGCCAAUGAAAAUACCAUUUAAUACAAGAAAGGAUCAUCAAUCGUUCUUAAAUUCGUUCUUAACUUUUGAACAGUUUUGUGAAACACCCACCAGUUCCUAUUUAUUGUGUUAGGUGUACUUGCACCUGAAAGCAGCAGGAUGGGUGGAUAAUCAACAACCCCUCCUAAACAUUUUCCAGGACCAUGUUGGAGGUAAUAAAGUGCUGUCAAUAACACACAGGGGUAAUCGAGUAUCAAUGACAAGUCCUAGGUCACAUGAUCAAUGUCAGAUGUAAUUUCGGGUUGAUGAACGUAGUAUUGUAUCAUUAUAUGAAUGGUGUUUUUUGUUAAUAAUUAUUUUAUAGUAGUUUUCAAAGUCAGCACUGCUGCUAUACUGAAACGCAUAAUGCAGGUGAGACUGCCAGAGGUGCUCCACUUGUUAUUGGAUAAACUUACUGAAUUUACAGCUUGACUGAGAUAAAAUAUCUGAAUAUUUUUGUCUUGUCUAUAUGAAACCUACAUGGAAUACACCCAAAAUUUGGGGAUAUAAUUCAAUUUGUAAAGUAAAUUGCUCAUAAAAAAAUAACUUACAGAGAGAGAGUACCAGAUUCCAAUCUCAUGUCACUCAUAUUGGAAUGUUAUAUGGUACUGACUCUUUAUUAAAGCUUAGACAGGCUUUAUUAACUUGAAACAACAUCAACUGACUUUCUUGAAUGAUUAAAUGUCAUUCCAAUGCAAGUCCUUCACAUUUGCUAGUUUGUAUUCUUAGCAUGAGACAAGAUUUUAAAAAGGUUUUUAUUUUGAUUCCCGAUAUGGUUGUCUCAAAUUCAGCAGUUCAGAUUUGCAAGCAAAGCUGGAAAUGUAUUUUUGAAGGCAUCAUGUUAUAAAUACAAAACACAAAAGCUUUAAUGCAUAUUGUUCAUGGAAGGAUGUAUUGUGUGUUUUUAACCAUUUCACUCUACAUGGUGGAGUGGGCAGUUAUUUGAAAUUGAAUUUGCGACAUCCGAGUAGCAGUUACAGAAUUAUGGAACAUAAUGUAAGUGCAUGUCAGACCAAAAAUUGCCUCAAAACAUGUUUUUUCUGUACAAAGUAAAUACGGUUUCUGCGCAUGCCACUGUGCAAAUUUUUGUUGCUAUUACAUGAUCUGUGGCCGAUAUUUUAAGCAGGCUAUAACCCAGCCCCCUACCCCUCCCCAAUAGUGACAAGAAUAAAAAUUCCCCAGGACUGUUAAGAUUAAAAGCCUAAGAAGAAGCACAAUUUGCCUUUUUAAUAAAACCUAGGCUAUUUUAUUUUGCACCAGAUUAUUAUGCCUUUCUUUGUAACCCGUUUGACCCACCUCUCACUAAUUCUCUUGUUAUUCAUCUCUUCCUCAUACUUUCUUAUCAGUUUUGUUCCAUAUCCUGUUUGAUGUUGCCUGCCUCAUUAUCUUGUUCCCUCAUAGCUUAAGGUCUUUCAUUGGCCUUACACUAACUUCACUUUGUGUCUGCCUACUCCUUUUCUUUCAUCCCCUUCACUAACCUGAUUGGUCUUCUCUGCUCACUAAUGCCCCUUUUGUCUCCUUGUUCCUAGUGUUGCUGUUGUAUGUCUGUGGUCUAUAUUAUUGUUGUUCCACUUUAAUGUUUGCCAUUUUGCCUCCGACAAAGAUUCUGCUAGGAUCAAAAGCUUAGUCCCCUUUUGACUCACUAUUUUAUUUUGAUCAGUUAAAUCAGUAAGAUUGAAAAUGAUACCUUUAUAAACUUUUUCAAUAAUGUAAAUACAGCCCCCCCCCCCACUUAGAGCACAACAAAAGGUGUCAUGCAAUGUCACCCAUUAGGUAAUCUCACAGUCAAUAGUACCUAAAUUUAAGAUAUUGGUUUUUAGUUAAUUAUGUUAAUUUUUGCAGGAUAUCAUAAUUUGGCUGUAAAUAUUUGAAUAUAUCCCCCAAACUAAUUUGGUCUGGAUACUCUUCCAAGGACUAUUAUCAAAUUUUACUUUAAAAAUUGUAAUAUCAAAUUAUUUGCUAAAGUAUUUUAUCGUUUAAGAAAUUUCUUAUGUAUUUCUAUGUUUUUCGACUUCAUGUUUUGUUGUGAUGGAAAUCGUCGGCAACACUAUUUUCUUUUAAACAGUGAUUGUAAAAAUAAUGAUACACUAAUAAAUUUUGGCUACAUAAAGUAUUUGCAUUGGAUUUGAACAUGAAAUGACGUUAUUGAGCGGUUUUGGGUCUGCAUGCACUAAAGAAAUGUUUCAUAGUUUUGGAACCAUGUACCCGGGGGUCGUAAUUUUGGUCUCAGAUGUAGUGCAAGACUUAAAAGUGACAUCUUAAAAAAAAAUUGAAAUUGAUCUCG